Messenger RNA from Nothobranchius furzeri (turquoise killifish), 4328 nucleotides. It is a transcript of the gene kcnk3b, whose product is annotated as potassium channel, subfamily K, member 3b. Gene Ontology annotation, biological process: potassium ion transmembrane transport; stabilization of membrane potential. The record is from RefSeq and is a predicted model, not a curated record. Lineage: Eukaryota; Metazoa; Chordata; Actinopteri; Cyprinodontiformes; Nothobranchiidae. Gene Ontology annotation, cellular component: plasma membrane. Gene Ontology annotation, molecular function: outward rectifier potassium channel activity; potassium ion leak channel activity; open rectifier potassium channel activity.
CAUAUAGAGCUAAUCCACCACAACAAAAGCCACACACACACACACAUGCGCGCAGGUUUUUGGAAUUUCCUUACUGGGCGGAGCUAAAAUAGUGACAGGCUGACCUCACAGGGGCUCAGCUUGACUGACAGCUAUCACACCUUCUAGAAUAAGAGCCUCAAGGGACCAAUCAUCAGUAAACCUGGUUGUUGGUCACCAAUCAAGAUGCAGGACUCACCUGAGGGACAGAGGAUAAAAGAUAGAGAUGCACACCUGACAUUUGGACCAAGGAGCCCUGAAUGUGUUCAGGGCUCAAUCUCAUGACCUUCUGGAGACAAACGUGCUCCCCAGAGUUCGAGACCUUGGUCUCCAUCUCAAAUGGGUCCUCAGAACACCAAGAAUGGAUCAGAACCAAACACUGGGCUGCUCUGAAGUGGCCUGAUCUUGAACAUCUGUGACAGGAGCAGAAACAUCUGGAGAAUGAACCCUUCAGACAGCUGAAGCACCAAACCCGGCAUCUUCGCUGACAGAGGUUAGUCUAGUUCAUUGCUUCAAGGAUUUCCUCCUAAGUUUGCAAAGUGAAAGGAUGACAGGGUGGAAGCUGCUGAACAAGUUAUCUGUGGUGGACUUUUGCAGCAGGCUGAUUUUCUCCCCCAGGCAAGCACCUCAGAGAGGAUGGGGUGAGAGAACCAACCCCUCGGAAAGAGGAGCUCCAUAUUCCGACGAGCUGCCUCUUAUAAGUCUGUGGGAUUGCCCUGCGUGUCUUUUCUGCAGCAUCUAAAUAUAACCCGGUGACAAAUAGUCCAAAUAGCCUACAGAAGCAACCCAACUGUGAUGUGGGGGUGGUGCAGCUCCAUCUCCAAAAGUCUCCUCUGUUGGAUCCGGAGUGCGUCAGGAGAAGGUCGCAGAGUGCCGCGGCUCCCUCCGAGCACCAUGAAGAGACAGAACGCCAGGACGCUGGCCCUCAUCAUCAGCAUCCUCACCUACCUGGUGGUCGGAGCGGCCGUCUUCCAGACCCUGGAGUCCAGGCAAGAGAAGAGCCACAAGAGGAAGCUGGACGUCAGGAAGUACGAACUCAUGCGCAAAUUUAACUUGACCAAAGCGAACUUCGAGGAGCUGGAGCACGUCAUCCUGCAGCUCAAACCGCACAAAGCCGGGGUCCAGUGGAGGUUCUCCGGCUCCUUCUACUUCGCCAUCACUGUGAUCACGACCAUCGGUUACGGCCAUGCUGCACCCAGCACUGACUCAGGGAAAGUGUUCUGCAUGUUCUAUGCCCUGCUCGGGAUCCCGCUCACCCUGGUCAUGUUCCAGAGCCUGGGUGAGAGGAUCAACACGUUUGUCAGAUACCUGCUGCACCAAGCCAAGAAGUGCCUGGGAAUACGUCAGCCGGAAGUCUCCAUGGCGAACAUGGUGACAGUGGGCUUCUUCUCCUGCUUGAGCACCCUGUGUGUGGGGGCAGCUGCGUUCUCCCACAGCGAGGGAUGGAGCUUCCUCCAUGCCUUCUACUACUGCUUCAUCACUCUCACCACUAUUGGCUUUGGAGAUUAUGUGGCUCUGCAGAGGGAUGACGCACUGCAGAACGACCCCCGGUACGUGGCUUUUUGCUUUGUUUACAUCCUCACGGGGCUGACUGUGAUUGGAGCGUUCCUAAACCUGGUCGUGCUUCGUUUCCUGACUAUGAACACUGAGGAUGAGCGACGAGAUGCCAAACAGAAGGCCCUGUUGUCUGUCAGUAAGCCCAGAGAAAAGGUGACAUGCCUAUUACCACUCUCAACCUCGACUUCCUCCACACCUGUAGCAGAUGGCACCAUCAAGACUAAAGGUUUAAAAGGUGCCUACACUGAAGUGCUGCAUUUCCAAACUAUAUGCUCCUGUUUGUGGUACAGGAGCAAAGAGAAGCUGCAGGGCUCCACACCCACCAUGAUCCCUCAGGAGCUGCCAUUUUCUGAUGCCUACUUGCAGCAGAACAGUGACUGUCCUCACUACAUGGAGCCUGGAUCAACAGGCUGCGUAUGCAGUCCACGUCAAUGCACGAGCAUAAGCUCCAUAACAACAGGCCUACACAUUUUCUCUCCAUUCAGGGUGUUCAAGAGGCGAAGCUCCGUCUAGCCUUUCACAGCUUUUACUUCUGGAACUGCCAAGAGGAAAGCAGAUACUUGGAAGUCUUCAUAACAAAGGCUUAACUCCAAGUAAAUGUUUGUGGUGCUAUUAUCCCAGAAUUCCAACAGUAUAAUGCGCAAAAGGAAAAGGCACAUAGAGCAGUGUAAACAGCUCAGUCUCACUCAAAUAUGCAGAGAAAGAACCCUGGAGGGUUCCUGCAUGCUCAGAGGAGCCAGGUAGGCCUGCUGGAGGUCACGUGGCUGACUACACUCGAGCAGGCUUUAGUGCAUGAGGUGCAGAGUGUCUAAAGGAAAAGCAGAGUGGACGCUGAGCAGGUGGAGUCUGUUGAAACAGCAACAACUCGCACGUCAAAUUCUGCAGCAUGGUUCUGUUUUUUUUCCAUUUGUUUCUGUAUCACUCCUUUACCUUUACGGUUUAUUUCUGAUCACACUUAAAGCUGCAGCAGUAACUUUAUACGCCUCGCACGUGUAGCUGCCCCAUUACGGUGCUCUCUGCUCAAACAACUGGAGCCAUUUCAACACAUCAUGAUGGAAAAUCAUACAAACACAGAGAAACAUCACAAGUAGAUGCUCACCAGCACUGAUGGAAACGUUCAAAACGGGAUCUGUUCUGCAACACUGAAAAAUGAAAGAAUAAAUAAAAAAAAUUAUAAAUCAAAUGAAGCAAAAAAAUUAAACGUGAUGAAAAUCAGCUGUGUGUUAUCUUUUUUACAUUUAUGUUUAUCACAUUUAUCUUGAAAUAAUAGUCUUAAAAAUAAAUAUUAUCACUAAACUCUAAUUGAAGAAAAACGUUUUUGUCAAAUAACUAAAUGUAUAUGAAUAAAUCGAAAUAUUUGGGUUAAAUUUUGUAAAUGAAGUUUAAUCUAAAUCUAGAUAGGAUGAUUUUAAACUAAGCAUUUAGCUAACAUGGAAACUAUGAAGCUAUGGAUGAAAAGUAUCCUACCAAAUUAAAAGCAGAGUAAAGAUAUCUCUCAUCUAACAUUUCAGAGUCCCUUUCAAAGUAAAUGUCGUGUAGCUUCCGUAAAGCGUAGCAAUAGCAGCUAGCUAGAUGGGUCCAUUUUCUCUAGCAUCAAGAGACAACUUUUAUGUUUACAUGUCAAAAUUAUGAUGUAAUUAUUACGUAAUUUUCCAUAUUUAGACUUGGCUCUGAAUGAUUAAUUUACAAUAAAAUGUAUAGAUUUUAUUGAAAAGAUUUGUUUCUGAUUCUGUUUAUAACCUUUAUGGACAGGAUUUCUAGGCGCAGCCAAGGUGUUGGGGGCAACCGUUUUGGUGGCCUGAGGAUCAGGUCUCUGCUUUUUGCAGAUGAUGUGGUCCUGUUGGCUUCAUCAGAACGUGAUCUUCUUUGCUGGAGCGGUUCGCAGACGAGUGUGAAGCAGCUGGGAUGAGAAUCAGCUCCUCUAAAUCUGAGACCAUGGUCUGGAGUCGGAAAAGGGUAGAAUGUCUUCUCCGGGUCAGGGAUGAGGUCCUGCCUCAAGUGGAGGAGUUUAAGUAUCUUGGGGUCUUGUUCACGAGUGAGGGAAAGCUGGAACAUUAGAUCGAUAGGCGGACUGAUCAUCUGCAGUGAUGCGGGCGUUGUACCGGUCUGUCAUGGAGAAGAGAGCUGAGUCAGAAGGCGAAGCUCUCAAUUUACCGGUCGAACUACGUUCCUACCCUCACCUAUGGUCAUGAGCUUUGGGUAGUGACCGAAAGAACGAGAUUGCGGAUACAAGCGGCCAAAAUGAGUUUUCUCCGCAGAGUGGCUGGGCUCUCCCUUUGAGAUAGGGUGAGAAGCUCGGUCAUCCCGGAGGGGCUCGGAGUAGAUUCGCUGCUUCCCCACAUCGAGAGGAGCCAGUUGAGGCGGCUAGGGCAUCUGGUCGGGAUGCGUCCUGGACGCCUCUCUGGUGAGGUUUUCCUGGCACGUCCAACCGGGAGGAGACCUAAAGGUAGACCCAGGACAGGUUGGAGGGACUGUAUCUCUCACCUGGCCAGGGAAUGCCUUGGGAUUUCCCCCAGGAGAGCUGGCCCUAGUGGCUGGGGAGAUGGAAGUCUGGGCCUCUUGACUUAGAUCACUGUCCCCGCGACCAGACUCUGGAUAAGCAGAUGAAAAUGGAUGGAUGGAUGGAUGGAUGGAUCCUUAUUAUUUGGGUUGAUGGUUAAACAUUUUCCUAACAUUGUUAUUUCCUAAAUAAAUAUAGCUUAAGAGUACUUCAAAAUCUUGCACCAAAAUGUUUUGUUGUACCUAAGAGCUAA